CAAGACCUAAAAAAAACCAAAUGAAAUCUCCAAAUGAUCAACAGGAUCCAACGGCUUGGCUAGCUAGUUUCAGGCACAUCCGCGAACUGAUAGUGUGGCGUGGAUUGGGAGUAGUUCGUUUGGACAGGAUUCGUUUCUACAGAGAAAAUAUGCCCAUGGUUCGUUUGGACAGAGGAAAUUCCGACUUAGGUACGUUUGGACAGAAUAUAAUUUGGGCAGCGGAAACGAAUUCCGUCCGAACGUACCGACUUAGGUCAUCGUCAUCGUCAUCGUCAUCGUCAUCAUCAUCAUUAUUUUUGUUAUUAUGAUUAUGACUAUUAUUAUUGUUGUUGUUUUCAAAUUAAACAUAUGAAACAUAAAUUGAAACUGAUGAAGUAUCAAUAUACAUUAUUUACUUUUUCUGACCAAAUCGGUCCGGGGGAGAUGACCGUCCGCCGUUCGCACGUAUGUUUGAAUUUCUCCACAAAAUUUUAUUUCAUCAAUCGGAAGCAAGUAAAUCAGCAAAAUACAAAUCCCUGUAAAAAACUAAUUCACAAUGAAGGUUUCCCCGGUGUGUUUCGCCGAUUUCAUUCAUUUUGUCAUAUAAGGAUCCCACUGCGUCAAUCGAAUUCUUCUGAAGCAGGUUGUCGUGGACUGAAAUCCAGGCGACGGGCAUCCAUCCCACCCACGCACGAACACUACCUGGGGGCUGACCUCCCUACAUAUUAGUUAAUUAUAAGAUAUAUGGCAAGAUUCGAGUUCGAUGAUCCGAUUAAAUGUUUAUGUCGCUGGUAAGUGUGAAGUUAAGUCAAUGGGCUUUUGCGUUUUUGCCAAAGAGAAAUAUCGAAGGGGGUGAUCACCCCUCAUGCUCAUUCAGGUUCCCCUGCGCCGAUUGGAUUAUUUCCGAAAGGUGUUACAGUAGGAGAGACUGGGGCAUGUGUUGACGGAGGUGAGUAUUCAUGGGCCAAUAAAACGCAGAAUAUUGGCGUUAUGAACGAAAAUGAUUUUAUUCUAAAUUGUAGCAUAUUUCAUUUGGUUUAGUAUAUUGUUCGAAUUUCACUGCAUUAUUUACAUUCUUUUCUUGGAAAAUAUUGAUUCGUGAAUGAUCUACCUCCGGGGCAAGUUUCAACAAUUCACAUGAGGCAAGUAUUAACAUAUUGAAAUUUACCUCGUUAGUAUGGUUUGCAAUGAAAGCAAUUCAUUUUUUUCUUUCCAGUGUGAGGAUUUAUAAAAGGGAAACGACACGGGGCACUACUUUUCGGGAAGUGUAUGAUUUGGCAUCCAAGAAAAUAUCGAAUAAUCAUCGAACAUUCAGAGAAGUUGCGGAAGAAUUUAAUAUUUGUUUGAGGACACUUUUUGAAUUUGUUAAAUGGAUUAAAAAAAAAAAUAGUAACCCGGAAAUCGGAUAUAACAAGCCUUAUAGACUUAUUUUUACUCAAACUCAGGAGGCCUGCAUUACAGAGUUAAUAUAUAAAUAACAACUAAGUAAACCACAAUGUAGCAGACUCUUGCUUGCUGUGUCUCGCUGGUUGUAUUUCCGACCAUCAGGAGACGCUGGUGAUUUCAAAAUUUCGUUCGAAUAUUAGCGCCUAAUUUCUCAUUGGCUAAGAAGUUGUCGGGAAUGCAUACGCCAGCGAAUCAGCGGCCAAAGGUCCACGCUACCGAAGUCAUGAGGCUCUUGAAGCGUUGACGCAUAGUAUCGUGAAUUGACAGUAUUGAUUUUCUUGUGAAUAUCGUCUUUCUGAUAUGAAAAAAGCAUCUAAUUUACUUCGUUCUCUAUCCUAUCAAGUAUUCGUUCUUCAAAUUCUCUGUUUUGUUCUGAAUAAUCUUUUUUCUUCAUCUUUUCAAACAUUGUUCACUUUUUAUUUCUGAUAAAUUUUCAAUCUAUCUCUCUUUCCCAUUCGUUCAACUUUUCUCUUUUCAUUCACUGCUCUUCUUGCAUUUGUUGCUAUCUUUUUUUUUAAAAAAAGCCCUUUUCACGGCUAUUAAUUCAGCGGUGCCAGUGAAACGGCAAACGGCGUAGAUUAGUUUUCUCUUGCAGUGAGGUAAAGUUCUGUUGUCAUACUAUAGAAAAUAAAUUCUGAGAUUUUACAUUGCAUUGUUAAUGCUAGAUCGACGAUAAAUUUUUUCUCUCUCUCUCCUCCUUCGCUCUUUUUUAUCUCUCCACUAAACAGCUCUUUUUGUAGCUGAAACGACCUACUUCAGCUACAAAAAUACAUAUAGGGUAUUUCGCGCAAAGCGGACCGGCUUUUGACCCCCCUACAUCUAAUCGCGUGAUGAUUUACUUGGGGUUCUUCAUCUAAUUUUUCUGUGUUUGUUAUUAGAUGCAGGAAAUAGCUGGAACGCGACGAAACACUGUCCGCUACAUAUAUGAGGAGUACGAGUAUCAUAUUGAUACUAUGUCCCCUGUCAUUUAUCGAUGUGCGACUCGUAAGACCACGGGAUGUCGGGGUACCGCACGAGUAGAUGCUGCGGGGGUAGUCACGGUUUACUGGCCGCACAAGGGACACCAGCCCAAUCGGAAUGUUUUGGAGGAAGCGCAUAUGCGUCAGGAAAUGUUGGACUUGGCGGCCCGGACGAACGCUCCUCCGAAGGAGAUUUUCGACAAAGUGUGUCGAAGAAAUCCUGUGGUUGCGCUAAAUUUUUCGUUUGUGGUCAUCAAAAGAGCGAUACAACGCGUUCGGGCGAAAUUGAGGCUGCCUACAUCCGCGACAUUUCAAGACCUUAGCGAAGUCUUGAACGAUUACGCGCCAACUUAACGAGCGUAUCGAGGACUCAUGGAAGGAGCCGAUGGAUCCGUGAUAGUGAUGUUCGCGAGCGAAAGAAUGUUGCGACGACUGGGGAAUUUGACAGAAAUUCACGUGGAUGGAAUUUUCAAGGUACACUCGUUCGGAGAAUAUGAAACCUCGUUCGAAAUUUCCCUAGACUCUAGAAUUUACCGCAAUAAUAUAAUUCACACGGUUUGGGAAGAAUUGUUAUCGCAAAUGAAAUUCAAUCGUGAUAAAUUUUGCAGUUUGUGCCAAAUAACCCGCCAAUCGCGCAACUCUACACAAUUACAUGCGCGUGAUGGAUACUGUAUGUAUUUCUUUUAUUCGCAAUGGAACGUAUUCUCUUAUAUUGAAUAAUGAAUUAACAAACGCAUACAAUUUACGUAUGUAUACAAAAAUUUAUAUAAAUGUUCAUUUUCUAUCAUGAUCUUACGAUCAAACGUGAGAAUGAAAAAUCAUCCAGGCUUUCGGUCUAAGGUCCAACACGUUAUAGAUCAUACAAUUUAUUUUACAGGGACGAGCAGCUGUUUUCGUACUGUGCAGUGCGCAGACGAGAGCACUAUAUGCGGCUAUUUUUCAAAAAAUUUUUGAACUUGCAACCGGAAUCCAACAGAGUCUACGUUUCGCCAUGGGCGACUAUAAACGCGCGGCGAUGAGCGCUCUACGCGAAAUAUUUCCCGCGGCCAGCCUACAUGGGUGCUGGUUUUGUUUUAAACGGGUGAAGCACUUGGAAUACGUUUGAAAAAACAGUAUGUUCCCGGACGAUUGUCAUAGCAAUUCGCUGAGGAAUCAAUGAGCGGCUCGAUAAAAUUUAUCAAUUUUUCGAUUGUAAUUUUCGUUACAAAAUCGUCGUCAGUUU
This is a messenger RNA of Athalia rosae (coleseed sawfly), 3606 nucleotides long. RefSeq lists its product as uncharacterized. The coding region runs from base 2304 to 2738 and encodes 144 amino acids. NCBI's taxonomy places the organism in Eukaryota, Metazoa, Arthropoda, Insecta, Hymenoptera, Athaliidae. The record is from RefSeq and is a predicted model, not a curated record. The transcript has 2 exons.